This is a messenger RNA of Tachysurus fulvidraco (yellow catfish), 2465 nucleotides long. RefSeq names its product POU class 6 homeobox 1 (gene pou6f1). The coding region runs from base 462 to 2252 and encodes 596 amino acids. Gene Ontology annotation, molecular function: DNA-binding transcription factor activity, RNA polymerase II-specific; RNA polymerase II cis-regulatory region sequence-specific DNA binding. Lineage: Eukaryota; Metazoa; Chordata; Actinopteri; Siluriformes; Bagridae. The transcript has 11 exons. Gene Ontology annotation, biological process: regulation of transcription by RNA polymerase II. The record is from RefSeq and is a predicted model, not a curated record.
UGCCACUUUAAGGCAGCCAUCGCGUUUGGUAUCGGGCCAGCGACAUUUUUUCAUGGCAACACUCGGCCUGCAUAAAUUAUGUUCAUGACGUAGUGCAAAAUACUACAUUUCUGUUAAAAUGUUGAGACUUUGCAGAUAACGCUUACGUUUAGUUUAUCUCGGUGGACUGUGUUCACCUGAGUGAUAGUUUACGAGGGUACUCGUCAUUAAAUAUUUAGUAAACGAGCUACAUUGCGCCGCCGAGCCUCUUUAUCAAUGCAAAUGCCCCUUUUGUGUGCAGCCAUAGCGUCCGUCUGGAAGCUGUGAGAUGAAUUUUUAAUUAUGUAUGUUUAAUAGAAACUGUGGCAAAGCGCGCUGAAGGAGGUGAAAGGCAGAAUUUAACGGUAAUUCCUCCGGUGGGCUUGUAAGAAGAACACCCCUUGGUCAUCAUGCCUAACCUGUGAUCUUAUGGAUGAAACUGAAUGAUGGAUUCAGAAGAUCUUCCUGCAAAAGAUGCACCACUUACUGUCAAUGAGCAGGUGAUUGUCAUGUCCAGUCAUGAGACCAUUCGAGUUCUAGAGGUUGAAGUGGAUGCAGCUGUGCCCUCCCCAGGAAAUCAUGUGAAAACUGAAGCAGGAGCAGAAGAGAGGAGAGGAAAAGCUUUAGAUCCAGCAGAGGUGGUCACUCAGGAUAGACAUACACCAACCAGCACCAUCCCCACAGUUUCUAAUGAGGCUGCAGUCCCUUCUGUUCAGAAUGUUGCAAUUCCUAUAAGUCUCUCUUUGCCUCAUCCCCAGACCAGCAUGCCUGUCACUAUCCAGGCCUGUCCACAGGUUCUGACCCAGGAGGGCCUUGCAACCCUGAUGACUGGCAUGAUUGCCCAGCAAAGCACUCUGAGCCAGCCUCUGCUGAUUCCUCUGAGUAUGGCAGGCUCUGUGGGUGGUCAAAAUGGCCUGGCACUACUGACCCUUCCGGCAACCACACUAGCCACUCUGCCAGGUUUCGGGGCUGGUGGCACAACUGGAGGGCUCAUUAAACUACCUUUUGCUGGCCUGCAGGCUGCCACUGUUCUGAACACAGUCCAGCCUCAGCUUCAGGCACCUACACAAGCACUCCUACAGCCUCAGACAGCUACAAUUCAGUCAGUGCAGCCACAGGCUGCUCCCACCAGCACUGCCGCUGUAGCUUCAGUCAUGCACAAGGUGACUGAGCCUAGUGCAUCAGUUGCAACACUUCAGACCACAGGCCUAACCAUCAACCCUGCUAUUAUCAGUCCUGCAUCUUUGGGUGGUCAGCAACAGUUCAUCAGUUCUCUGACUACAACUCCAAUCAUCACGAACACCAAUGUGACAGGACUAACCAGUCAGAUCUUCACCAACGCACAGGGCCAGAUGAUGGGCACGUUGCCUCUGCUGGUGAACCCUGCAUCUUUGAUAGGAGUCUCUUCAACACAUUCACCACCAACUCAGGGUCUUCAGGUGCAGACUGUGACUCCUCAGCUGCUACUGAACUCCCAGGGCCAGAUAAUUGCCACUAUUGGGAGCAACCCUGGUGCUGCUCCUUUCAGUACAUCCCCAAGCUCCACAGACUUAACUAAAACUACUCUGUCACAUUCCAAGUUUAACACACAGGCUCCCACUGUAACAGUAAACCAGUCUCCAGUCAUGAUUGCCCCACAGCCCUCCACAGGGAAAUCAACCUCCUCAUCGAUUCCUGUUGCCUGUGCAGAAAUGCCCACAGUCAGCCAACUCGUCAACAAGCCACAGUCUGGGGUAACCGAGGAAGAGGGCAUUAAUCUGGAGGAGAUCCGUGAAUUUGCCAAAAACUUUAAGAUACGACGACUUUCGCUGGGGCUGACGCAAACACAAGUGGGUCAAGCUCUUACGGCUACUGAAGGACCAGCUUACAGUCAGUCUGCAAUCUGUAGGUUUGAGAAGCUUGAUAUAACACCUAAGAGUGCCCAGAAGCUAAAACCGGUUCUAGAGCGUUGGCUUGCUGAAGCAGAGCUCUGGAACCAGAAGGGACAGCAAAACUUAAUGGAAUUUGUGGGAGGCGAGCCAUCCAAGAAACGCAAACGCCGCACCAGUUUCACACCACAAGCCAUUGAGGUCCUGAACAGCUAUUUUGAGAAAAAUGCACUUCCAACUGGGCAGGAGAUCACAGAAAUCGCCAAGGAACUAAAUUAUGACAGGGAGGUUGUACGAGUUUGGUUUUGUAAUCGCAGACAGACUCUGAAAAACACCAGCAAGAUCAAUGUGUUUCAAGUACAGUAGAGUUUACAAUAGAAGCCUGGAAGGACAAUGCGAUAUAUGCAUGGAUAUUGGUACUGUGAUAUGUUAAAGAUGCAUCUUUUUGAUUUUCACAUUAAAUUGCACAAAAAAUCAUUGUGCUACAUUCAUGAAUGUUUUUGUUAAAUCUGCAUGUGAACUUGAGACAACACCACAAGUAUAGAGCAAAUAAAUUAUAACGAUUUUCAUAACGUUAAA